This is a messenger RNA of Hippocampus comes (tiger tail seahorse), 1708 nucleotides long. It is a transcript of the gene tmem98, whose product is annotated as transmembrane protein 98. The record is from RefSeq and is a predicted model, not a curated record. The coding region runs from base 190 to 867 and encodes 225 amino acids. Gene Ontology annotation, cellular component: endoplasmic reticulum. Lineage: Eukaryota; Metazoa; Chordata; Actinopteri; Syngnathiformes; Syngnathidae. The transcript is spliced from 7 exons.
GAGGCGCGUUCACGUGUCCUGGUUGUCUGGAGAUGUCUGCGACGUCUCCGCUCCGCCUUCGUCCUGCUGCUGAACGAGGAGGUGUAAACUUUUUUUUGUUUGUUUGUGUUAGUUUUGGGUGGUGAAAUGUAAGAUGAACUACCGUCCCUAAACUCGACCCUCGAACCAGUCGCUAUCCGGGUCGUCGCCAUGGAGACAGUAGUGAUUGUGGCCAUUGGGGUGCUGGCCACCAUCUUCCUGGCAUCCUUGGCCGCCCUGGUGGUGGUUUGCCGUCAUCGUUACUGCCACCCGCACCACUUGCUUCACCACUUUGAUUCCAAACCUACAGUGGACCUGAUUGGCGCCAUGGAGACGCAGAGCGAGUUGUCUGAGCUGGAACUGGACGACGUGGUCAUCACCAACCCGCAUAUUGAGGCCAUCCUGGAGAACGAGGACUGGAUCGAGGAUGCCUCCGGAUUGGUCUCUCACUGCAUCGCUAUCCUGAAGAUCUGUCACACGCUGACAGAGAAACUGGUUGCCCUGACGAUGGGCUCCGGGGCCAAAGUCAAAGCGCCGGCCAGCCUGAGCGACAUCAUCACUGUGGCAAAGCGCAUCAGCCCCAGGGUGGACGACGUGGUACGAUCCAUGUACCCGCCUUUGGAUCCAAUCCUGCUGGAUGCCAGAGCAACCGCUCUUCUCCUGUCGGUCAGCCACCUGGUCCUGGUCACCCGCAACGCCUGCCACAUGUCGGGCAGCCUGGAUUGGAUCGACCAAUCGCUGCAUGCGGCCGAGGACCACAUGGUGGUGCUGAGGGAGGCGGCCCUGGCCUCCGAGCCGGAGCGCGGAGUCCUCAACGGGUUUGAGGGCCAGAGGGAGCAUGCCAUCUAGACCACCACUGGAACUUUGAAUGCAGCACCAGCACAUAAGGCUUCAAACAUUCGUUCAAACCUUCAAUCUUGAUUGAAAUCCCAACCCUGUUUUGAAAUGCUACUUUGAAACACAAUCCUUUGCUUGAAACCCCAACGGUGACUUCAAAUCCCAUUUUGAAAACCUAAUUUAAACCCUUAACCCCAAUAAAGACCCAAUCCCAGUUUGAAACCCCAAUCCUGGCAUUAAAACCCUGAUUUGAAACCCCGAUCCUGUCUUGAAACCCUGAUCAUUGCUUCAAAUCUUAACCCUAAUUUGAAACCCUGAUCCUGUCUUGAAAUCCUGAUUUUCAAACCCCAAUCCUGCCUUAAAAACAUAUUUUAAAUCCUUCACCUCACCAAAACACUAAUGCUGAUUUGAAACUCUGAUCCUGUUUUAAAACCGUAAUCCAGUCUUGAAAUCCUGACAUGAAACUCAAAUUAUUGCUUCAAAUGAUGUGAAGCCCUAAUUUGCAAUCCCAUCCCUGUCCUGAACCACGAACUGGAAACCCUCAAUCUGGCUCAAAACCAAACUUCGAAACCUGUUUAAGUGUGACUAAAGUCCAGAUGUUUUUUGAUCCCUCAGCGACAGCCGCCUCCGCAGUACUCGAUCUAAACCUCAGCACUGUCUUGAGCAUGAGGGGGAGGCGCCGAGGAUGAAAAAAUCAAAGCAAAAGUCGAUGACGAAUGAUCGUUUCGUCUACUUUCUCAACAAAUUUGGUCAAAAUCCCAAAUCCAUGAAAGACUUCUCUCGAAGUGAUGGUAUAAAAUCCACUCUCACGCGGAGGAUUAGUCAAAUAAUCCAAUGAGCUGUGGUCUGUUUU